AACGCAGAAACUCCUCGCAGCACGUGGGUGCGACUUUUCGCGGGGCGCCCGGCACUGCUCGGAGGGCGCGGCAGCGCCAGGGAUGCCCGGGGCAAAGCCACCGGCUGUCACCGCAUCGCGAUAUGGACGUUGGUAGUUGGUUACCUGCUGAUGGUUUCAUUCAAGUGGAAUAUAAGCACUGAACGUUACUUAAAAGCAAUCUCUGUCCCUGUCUGGAUUAUGCUGCUCUUUCACUUAGCUUCUGUGGCAGGUUCCUGGAGAAUUCCUGUGUUUCUGGUUAUAGUCGUUCUGAUGACUGUAGGCAUGUUGCAUGAACAGCAUAAUGGAAAGGAGUCUUCUGGGGCAGAGCUUCCUGGUCAGAUGAUUUCCAUUGCUGCUUCAACAAUUGCCAUGGCAAUUUCAAUGACAGAGGAUGACUCCAGUAGUGAACAUUCCUCACAACCCUCAGGAUCAACAGAAGGUGAUCAGCCUCCGCAUGCUUCAUCAUCUUUCUCCUCCUCUUCAUCCUCUUCUGGGAGCAGACAAAGACCUGAGAUUGGAUCUUUUCUUAGAAAAAAGAAAACUAGUGAUAUUUACUUUGUUACACUUGUGUGGGCCAUUGUCAUUGUCCAGAUCUGGCUAAAUUUCUGGAUUGUGCAGCUAUUGCCAGUGCCUUUUGCAGUUUGGGCACUUAAAAAACUUGUGAUUCAUUUUGGAGUUUUGAACUUCAUGGCAAACCAUUGCAAAAGUUGGUGGCAACUUGUUGAAAAUUUUGUGAAGGAACGUCAGGAAGCUCUUGCUCCACGGCCUAUCAGAGGGCUUGGAAGAGUCAUGUUAAAGCUUGACAGUAAGCUGUGGCACUGGCUUAAUAAGAAGAUGAUCGUGUGGUUGGAGAAAAUGCUAGAUAAAAUAAUCAGCAUUUUCAUAAUAUUUUUGCUAGUGAUAGGAACCCUUCUGCUAGCCCUGCUCCUUACUGCAAAGGUACAUCAAGAGAGCGUUCACAUGAUUCAAGUCACGAGCAGCUUGAUCAAUGAGACAGUAGCCAGUCACCCAGAAUGGGCAAACUGGCUCCCAGAAGCCCAGGUUAUUCAGAAGGCACUCAAUUCAGCAGCUAAUAAUGUAUACCAAUAUGGCCGCGAAUGGAUUACACAUAAGCUGCAUAAGAUUUUAGGAGAAAAAGUUAAUAACACCGCUGUGAUUGAAAAACAAGUGCUAGAGCUCUGGGACAGGCUUUAUCACUCUUGGUUUGUGAAGAAUGUAACACAUUCUGGAAGACACAAAGGACACAAAUGGCACAUAAACCGUCAAAACAGCUGGCUUGGUGAUAUUUUGGACUGGCAAGAUGUUGCAUCAUUUGUUCAUGAUAACAUUGAAACAUUUCUUUCGAUCUUGGAGUCUCUGUGGAUAGUGAUGAGUCGCAAUGUGAGCCUCUUGUUUACUACAGUUACAACGCUGGUGACAAUCCUCUUCCAUAGUGGGACAGCUCUUCUCAAUUUUGUGCUUUCAGUG
Balearica regulorum gibbericeps (East African grey crowned-crane) is the source of this 1488-nucleotide messenger RNA. The record is from RefSeq and is a predicted model, not a curated record. NCBI's taxonomy places the organism in Eukaryota, Metazoa, Chordata, Aves, Gruiformes, Gruidae.